GGGGUCGGGGUGGGGUGGGAGGAAGGCGAGUUUCCCUGGGAAUUAGAGGUACUGGCUGAGCUCCGAUCCCACUCACCCUUCCUUUCCUUCCUGUGAGUGUUGGGGCCGCUGAAUUGGCCACUAAAGCUCAGUAGGAAGAAGUGGACAUGGGGGUCAUUUGAGGGGACCUUUGCCAACACACACCUGCAGUGCCUUUCCCACUGAGAGACCCCCAGCCCCUCCCCUUUGUAAAUGAGUUGGUCCCCAGAGAUCCCCAAAGCCACUGGCGUCAGAAAGAAUCCUGGCCAGGAGGUGGAGGUCGCGGUCCUAGGUCCUAGUCCCCAGAUGGAUGUUGGCCUUUGGCAACUUCCCGCCUUUCUGGGAGCCUUAGCUUCCCCAUUUGUGCAAGAAAGUGGCCCAGAGGUGGACAGUCCCUAGAGAAAUACAGGGUCGGGUGUUGCUGGAGCCUCCUCCCCUCUGAGAGGCGAUGCGUGAUGCGGUGGAGAGCUGGGCUCGGUCUCCCGCUUACUGCCCCUUCUUGAGCUCAGUUUCCACUUCUGUAAGAUGAAGUAGAGUCCAGUACUGCCAGCCGGGCGUGUGACAUGCCCAACGCAAAUUCAGGAGGGUCUUCUCAGACCCCAGCGGGUAGCCGGCUAAGAGCGACAGCCCUGGCAACCAAUCGGCUGCGAAGACGGCUUCGGGCAGGGUUCCCAUUGGCUUACUCCUUCUGGGUCGAGGAGCGUCCGGAGAUCGAGUACCUGCUCUUCACCUGGUUCGGUCCGAACUUCUGGGAGGCCUGCAGGGUCGAAGGGGAGACGGGUUCAGAGAGGAGCAGGCAGUUGUCGGCAGCCACACAGCACGUCCUCAGACUGACCCUUCUGACCUUUGUCCCGACCCCUCCGUCCCUGUUCAGUCUCACCAUGGCUUUCCGGACACAGCUGAUGUUGCUGCUUUGGAAGAAUUUCAUGUAUCGCAAGAGACAGCCGAUACAGCUCCUGGUCGAGUUGCUGUGGCCCCUCUUCCUCUUCUUCAUCCUGGUGGCUGUCCGCCACUCCCACCCCCCACUGGAGCACCACGAAUGCCACUUCCCCAACAAGCCACUGCCGUCCGCGGGCACUGUGCCCUGGCUCCAGGGCCUCAUCUGCAACGUGAACAACUCCUGCUUCCCGCAGCCAACACCUGGUGAAAAUCCCAGGCUCCUGAGCAACUUCAAUGACUCCCUGGUCUCUCGGCUCCUGGCCGAUGCCCGCACUCUACUGGGGGGUCCCAGUGCCCAGAGGACGCUGACUGGCCUGGGAGAGCUGAUGCCCCUGCUGAGGGCCAUGAGCAGCAGAGCCUGGCCUCCACAGACUGACUGGCAGCAGGAGCGUCCUUCACUGGUCGCUGAGCUUCUGGGGAUGCUGCUGCCAGGGGAACCCCUGGGGGGCGCCCUGGGUCAUGCCCGGGAGUCCAUGGACAGCUUUGUGGAAGCAGUCAAAGACCUGGUCCAGGAGCUCCUGGUGCUGCCCAGCCUGGUGGAGCUUCGGAGUCUGCUGCAGAGACCCCGGGGGACAGGUGGCCCCCUGGAGCUGGUGUCAGAAGCCCUCUGCAGUGCUCAGGGGCCUAGCAGCCCAGGGGGCCUCUCCCUCAACUGGUACGAGGCUGGCGACCUGAGGGAGCUGGUGGGGCAGGACCCAGCACCAAACCUGCCAGACAAAGGCCUGAGCCCUGCCUGCUCUGAGCUGAUGGGGGCUCUGGGAGACCACCCACUGUCCCGCCUGCUCUGGAGGCGCCUGAAACCGCUGAUCCUGGGGAAACUGCUGUUUGCACCUGACACGAAUUUCACGCGGCAGCUCAUGGCCCAGGUCAACCGGACCUUCGAGGAGCUGGCUCUGCUGAAGGAUAUCCAGGAGGUCUGGGGGGUGCUGGGACCCCAACUCUUUGACUUCAUGAACAACAGUGCCAAUGUGGCUAUUCUGCAGAGGCUCCUUCAAAGGCAGGACAAAUCGGGGUGGCAGCCAGGACCAGGAGGCCCAGACCCGACGGAGGCCCUGCAGUCCUUUCUGGACCCCAGCAUGGGUGGCUACAGCUGGCGCGAUGCCCACGCUGAUGUGGGACUUCUGAUGGGCACACUCGGCCAAGUCAUGGAAUGUGUGUCCCUGGACAAGCUGGAGGCCUGGCCUUCCGAGGCAGCCCUGGUGUCGCGGGCCCUGCAGCUGCUGGCCGAGCACCGCUUCUGGGCCGGCAUCGUCUUCCUGGAGCCCCAGGACCCGGCAGACUCCUCAAAGAAGCCAGCCCCAGACCUGGGCCCUGGCCACGGCCACGUGCAAAUCAAGAUCCGCAUGGACAUCGACGAUGUCACCAGGACCAAUAAGAUCAGGGACAGGUUUUGGGACCCUGGCCCGGCCGCGGACCCCCUGACUGACCUGCGCUAUGUGUGGGGCGGCUUCGUGUAUCUGCAGGACCUGCUGGAGCACGCUGCUGUCCGCGUGCUCAGCGGCACGGACCCCCGCGCUGGCUUCUACCUGCAGCAGAUGCCCUACCCGUGCUACGUGGACGACGUGUUCCUGCGUGUGCUGAGCCGGUCGCUGCCCCUGUUCCUGACGCUGGCUUGGAUCUACUCAGUGGCGCUGACCGUCAAGGCUGUGGUGCGGGAGAAGGAGACGCGGCUGCGCGACACCAUGCGCGCCAUGGGACUCAGCCGCGCGGUGCUCUGGCUCGGCUGGUUUCUCAGCUGCCUUGGGCCCUUCCUGUUCAGCGCUGCGCUGCUCGUUCUGGUGCUGAAGGUGGGGGACAUCCUUCCCUACAGCCACCCGGCCGUGGUCUUCCUGUUCUUGGCAGCCUUUGCGGUAGCCACCGUGGUCCAGAGUUUUCUGCUGAGCAUCUUCUUCUCGCGUGCCAACCUGGCGGCCGCCUGUGGAGGCCUCGCCUACUUCUCACUGUACCUGCCCUACGUGCUCUGUGUUGCCUGGAGGGACAGGCUGCCCACGGGUGGCCGUGUGGCCGUGAGCCUGCUGUCGCCAGUGGCCUUCGGCUUCGGGUGCGAGAGCCUGGCCCUGCUGGAGGAGCAGGGUGAGGGCGCACAGUGGCACAACUUGGGCCGGGGACCGGCGGCAGAUGUCUUCAGCCUGGCGCAGGUCUCAGGCCUCCUGCUGCUGGACGCCACCCUCUAUGGCGUCAUCGUCUGGUACCUGGAGGCUGUGUGCCCAGGCCAGUACGGGAUCCCCGAACCGUGGAAUUUUCCCUUUCGGAGGAGCUACUGGUGUGGGCCUGGACCCCCCAAGGGUCCCGACCCCAUCCCUGCCCCCCAGGACCCAAAGGUGCUGGUGGAGGAGGCGCCCCGGGGCCUGCGCCCUGGCGUCUCUGUUCGAGGACUGGAGAAGCGCUUUCCCGGCUGCCCACAGCCAGCCCUGCGUGGGCUCAACUUGGACUUCUACCAGGACCAGAUCACUGCAUUCCUGGGCCACAACGGGGCGGGCAAGACCACCACGCUGUCUAUCCUGAGCGGCCUCUUCCCGCCCAGUGGUGGCUCAGCUUUUGUCCUGGGCCACGACGUCCAGUCCAGCAUGGAGGCCAUCCGGCCCCACCUGGGGGUCUGCCCGCAGUACAACGUGCUGUUUGACAUGCUGACCGUGGAGGAGCAUCUGUGGUUCUACGGGCAGCUCAAGGGCUCCCAUGCCACAGUGGUGGGCGCUGAGCAGGAGCGUCUGCUGCAGGACGUGGGACUCGUGCCCAAGCGGUGGACUCAGACACGCCACCUCUCUGGUGGGAUGCAGCGGAAGCUGUCCGUGGCCAUGGCCUUUGUGGGUCACACGCGGGUGGUCAUCCUGGAUGAGCCCACAGCUGGUGUUGAUCCCACAUCCCGCCGAGGCAUCUGGGAGCUGCUGCUCAAGUACCGGGAAGGUCGCACGCUGAUCCUCUCCACCCACCACCUGGAUGAGGCCGAGCUCCUGGGAGACCGGGUGGCCAUGGUGGCAGGUGGCCGCCUGUGCUGCUGUGGGUCCCCACUCUUCCUGCGCCGUCACCUGGGCUCUGGCUACUACUUGACACUGGUGAAGAGUCCCCAGCCCCUGGCCAGUGCCGUGAAGGAUGAGGAGGACACCCACUUGAAGGACGGCAGGGGCUCUGGCCAGAACAGCACUGCGGGUGCCCCUCAGCUCCUGGCCCUGGUGCGGCGCUGGGUGCCUGGGGCCCGGCUGGUGGAGGAGCUGCCCCACGAGCUGGUGCUGGCCUUGCCCUACGCGGGUGCGCUGGAUGGCGGCUUUGCCAGGCUCUUCCGGGAGCUGGAUGAGCAGCUGGGGGCGCUGAGCCUCAGUGGCUAUGGGAUCUCAGACACCAGCCUCGAGGAGAUCUUCCUGAAGGUGACAGAGGACUGUGCCUCGGACACAAACCCAGAAGAUGGCAGCCCUGGGCAGCAGGCCUGUGUGCACCUGGCUGUCCCAGAUGGCACCCCGGGGGCCACGGUCGUGCCAGAGGAACCAGCCCCGGGCCAGGGGGAGCUGGGUGAGUCCCGCACCCCACAAUCCCCCAAGGUCCCCACCUCCAGAGCACUGACCUUCCCGCCCCCGACAGCUGGGUCGGCCCCAGAGACCCAGGCCUUGCAGGGCUCUGCGCCGGCCACUGCAGGACGAGUACAGGGCUGGGCACUGACCCGUCAGCAGCUCCGAGCCCUGCUUCUCAAGCGCUGUCUGCUGGCCUGCCGUAGCCGCUGGGGCCUGUUUGCACAGAUUGUGCUGCCCGCCCUCUUUGUUGGCCUGGCCCUGCUCUUCAGCCUCAUCGUGCCUCCUUUUGGGCACUACCCAGCUCUGCGGCUCAGUCCUGCCAUGUACGGCGCCCAGGUGUCCUUUUUCAGCUCUGAUCUGCACACACACAGCGAGGACACCCAGGGGGACCCCAAGUAUGGCCGCCUGCUCAAGGCGCUGCUGGGGCAGGCAGGACUGGAGGAGGCGCACCUGCAGAACACCUCCAACAGGCUGCCCGCGUGCCCAGGGGCCCUCUCCUGCCUGUUCUCAGUCCCUGAGGCCACUGCUGAUGUGGCCAGGGUCCUGGCCCGUGGCAACUGGACCCCAGAGUCUCCAUCCCCAGCCUGCCAGUGCAGCCAGCCUGGUGCCCGCCGCCUGCUGCCCGACUGUCCGGCUGCGGCUGGUGGCCUCCCACCGCCCCAGGCAGUGGCCAGCUCUGGGGAGGUGGUCCAAAACUUGACGGGCCGGAAUCUGUCCGACUUCCUGGUGAAGACCUACCCAAGCCUGGUGCGCCAGGGCCUCAAUACUAAGAAGUGGGUGGAUGAGGUCAGGUAUGGGGGCUUCUCAUUGGGGGGCCGAGACCCAGACCUGCCCUCAGGGACGGAGGUGGCCCAUUCUGUGGAGCAGCUGAGGGCCCUGCUGAGUCCCCAGCCAGGUGGAGCCCUGGACCAUGUCCUGCACAACCUCUCAGCGUGGGCUCACAGCCUGGAUGCUCACCACAGCCUCAAGAUCUGGUUCAACAACAAGGGCUGGCACGCCAUGGUAGCCUUUGUCAACCGAGCCAACAAUGCACUCCUGCAUGCCCACCUGCCCCGGGGCGCCGCCCACCAGGCCUACAGCAUCACGACGUUCAACCACCCCCUGAACCUGACCAAGGAGCAGCUGUCCCAGGCUGCCCUGAUGGCCUCGUCCGUGGACGUGCUCGUGUCCAUCUGUGUGGUCUUCGCCAUGUCCUUCGUCCCGGCCAGCUUCACCCUGGUCCUCAUUGAGGAGCGUGUCACGCGAGCCAAACACCUGCAGCUCGUCGGGGGCCUGCCCCCCACCCUCUACUGGCUGGGCAACUUUGUCUGGGACAUGUGCAACUACUUGGUGGCUGUGUGCAUCGUGGUGCUCAUCUUCCUGGUCUUCCAGCAGAAGGCCUAUGUGGCCCCUGCCAACCUGCCUGCCCUCCUGCUGCUGCUGCUACUGUAUGGCUGGUCAAUCACGCCACUCAUGUACCCGGCCUCCUUCUUCUUCUCCGUGCCCAGCACGGCUUACGUCGUGCUCACCUGCAUCAACCUCUUUGUGGGCAUCAACGGCAGCAUGGCUACCUUCGUGCUGGAGCUCUUCUCGGAUCAGAAGCUGAAGGAGGUGAGCCGCGUCCUGAAACGCAUCUUCCUCGUCUUCCCCCACUUCUGCCUGGGCCGGGGGCUCAUCGAUAUGGUGCGGAACCAGGCCAUGGCUGACGCUUUUGAGCGCCUGGGAGACAGGCAGUUCCAAUCGCCCCUGCGCUGGGAGGUGGUGGGCAAGAACCUGCUGGCCAUGUCUGUGCAAGGGCCCCUCUUCCUCCUGCUCACGCUCCUGCUGCAGCACCUCGGCCGCCUCCUGCCACAACCCCAGCUGAGGACGCUGCCGCCCCUGGGAGAGGAGGAUGAGGAUGUGGCCCACGAGCGGCAGCGGGUGGCCAGAGGGGCCACCAAGGGGGACGUGUUGGUUCUCAGGGACCUGACCAAGGUGUACCAUGGGCAGAGGAUGCCAGCUGUCCACCGCCUGUGCCUGGGGAUCCCCCCAGGUGAGUGUUUCGGACUGCUCGGUGUGAAUGGAGCCGGGAAGACCACCACGUUCCGCAUGCUGACCGGGGACAUACUGCCCAGCAUGGGCGAGGCAGUGCUGGCAGGUCACAGCGUGGCCCAGGAACCAGCUGCCGCGCACUGCCACAUGGGCUACUGCCCGCAGUCAGACGCCAUCUUCGAGCUGCUGACUGGCCGCGAACACCUAGAGCUGUUUGCACGCCUGCGAGGCGUCCCUGAGGCCCUGGUGGCAGGGACGGCCAGCUGGGGCCUGGCGCGCCUGGGGCUCCCGCGAUAUGCCGACAGACUCGCGGGCACCUACAGUGGGGGCAACAAACGCAAGCUGGCCACAGCCGUGGCGCUGGUUGGGGAUCCCGCUGUGGUCUUCCUGGAUGAGCCCACCACGGGCAUGGACCCCCGUGCGCGGCGCUUCCUCUGGAACAGCCUUCUGGCCGUGGUGCGCCAGGGCCGCUCCGUGGUGCUCACCUCGCACAGCAUGGAGGAGUGCGAGGCGCUCUGCACGCGCCUGGCCAUCAUGGUGAACGGGCGGUUCCGCUGCCUGGGCAGCACGCAGCACCUCAAGCGCAGAUUCGGCGCUGGCCACACACUGACCCUGAGGGUGCCCGUGGACCGGCACGAGGGAGCGACGGCCUUUGUGGUGGCGGCAUUCCCCGGGGCCGAGCUGCGAGAAGCGCAUGGGGGUCGCCUACGCUUCCAGCUGCCACAGGGAGAGCGCGGCGCCCUGGCACACAUUUUUGAAGAGCUGGCAGCCCAUGGUUCAGACCAUGGCAUGGAGGACUUCUCUGUGAGCCAGACCACACUGGAGGAGGUCUUCCUGCACUUCUCCAAGGACCAAGGGAAGGAGGAGGAAGACCAGGAAGGAGUGGAGGUGGAGCCUGCAGCAGGCUCUGAGCAUCCCAGAGGCCUUGGCCGGGCCUCCGUGGACACCCUAGUGAUGGAGACUGUGCUCUGAGCCUGCCUCCCCCCGGGGCAGGAGAGCCCCAGGAGCCAACAUCAGCCCCCCAGAGCACCCGCUACCCUGGAGCAAAUAGAGAAGACUGGGGCCGAGGCGGGGGCUCCGUGGUAGAGCACUUGCCUAGCAUGUGUGAGGCAUGCGUUCCAUUCUCAGCACCACAUAUAAAUAAAUGAAUAAAAUAAAGGUCCAUACAUCUAAAAACA
Molecule: messenger RNA, 7648 nt
Organism: Ictidomys tridecemlineatus (thirteen-lined ground squirrel)
Lineage: Eukaryota; Metazoa; Chordata; Mammalia; Rodentia; Sciuridae
Source: RefSeq, a predicted model, not a curated record